Messenger RNA from Staurois parvus, 345 nucleotides. NCBI's taxonomy places the organism in Eukaryota, Metazoa, Chordata, Amphibia, Anura, Ranidae. The record is from the annotation of a GenBank genome assembly.
CUGUGUUCAAUCACAGCUGAUCACAUGUAAACAGAAAAAUGGGACAUGUACACUGAUCAUCAGGGCACUGAUGAUUAUUGUGCCCUGAUGAUAAGUGUAGCCCCAGCAGUGCCACCUGUCAGUGUCCAUCAGUGCCUUAUGUCAGUGCCUCGUGCCAGUGCCCAUCAGUGCCACAUCAGUGCCCAUCUGAGCUGCCUUUCAGUGUCACCCAUCAGUGCCAGUCAGUGCCACCUAUCAUUGCCAGUCAGCGCCACCUAUCAGUGCUGCCAAUCCGUGCCGCCUAUCAGUGCCAGUUCGUGCUGCCUAUCAGUGCGCAUCAGUGCCGCCUAUCAGUGCCUGUCGGUG